Molecule: messenger RNA, 1584 nt
Organism: Sinocyclocheilus anshuiensis
Lineage: Eukaryota; Metazoa; Chordata; Actinopteri; Cypriniformes; Cyprinidae
Product: protein-cysteine N-palmitoyltransferase HHAT-like protein
Exons: 12
Coding region: 157-1584 (475 amino acids)
Biological process (GO): negative regulation of N-terminal protein palmitoylation
Cellular component (GO): endoplasmic reticulum
Molecular function (GO): acyltransferase activity
Source: RefSeq, a predicted model, not a curated record
CCCAACAGGCAGUUUGUGCACCCAACUGACACUUUGUAGAAACCUGUUAUUUACCUGAUCUUUUCUUUACAUUAUUGCCAGUAUUUUAAGUUCAAGUGGAUUUUUCAGUAUUUGGGUUACGGUGGCAUUGCUGUGCUCAAGGUUGUCCUGCACACAAUGGGGGUCAAAGCAGCUCUUCCGAGGUACGAGCUCUGCUGUUAUAAUGUAGUGCUGUGUAUGGCAAUGCUCUGGGCUGCCAGAUGGAUAUUUGAUGUAUCCAGCUCAAAUUCCAACAGAAAAACCUUCAAGACCAGUGUUCAGCCAGGAUGGUAUUACUCUGGCAGAAAAAUGGAUACGGCUGAUGUUGAGUGGAUGAUGUGGUUCUCUACGUUUCGAGAGCAUAUCAUCUUUGCACUCUCAGGUCAUGUGAUCUUUGCCAAGAUCUGCUCGUUGCUGGCUCUGCAGUACAGAUCUCUGGUGUUCAUGGUGUAUGGUAUGCUGGCGGUUUUCACCAGUAUGGGCUGGGCCUACGUCAUGCUCAUCCUCUCUCACUGUGUGCUGCUCUAUAGCAUCUCUCUGGUCAAGCUCAGGUGGCUCUGCUUCAUUGCUGGACUCACUACACUGGCCACUUUUAAAAUGGAGCCCUUCAUUUCCUGGCAGGCAGGGUUUGUGACUGGCAAUUUUGAGCUGCGUCCUCUUCUGUUCUACGGCGGCUGUGGAUUCACCAUCAUGCGCUCUAUGAGUUUCGCUCUGGAGAACUGUGAGAAGAAAGAUGGAAACUACAGCAUUCUGGAGCUUCUCAAGUACAACUUUUACCUUCCCUUCUUUUACUUUGGACCCAUCAUGACCUUCGACAAGUUCUACAUUCAGGCCAAUAACCCCAACCUGACAAGGAAGGAUGGAGAGAUGUGGAACAUUUCCCUUCAGGGCCUGCUACACCUGGGGGUUAUUAUGAUAGUGGCAGCCCUUCUACACUUCAUGUACAUUCUGACCAUACCUAGUGACAUGAAGCUCCUUAAAAAUAUCUCAGACUGGGCCCUUGUUGGAUUGGCUUAUUUAAAUCUGGUGUAUGAUUGGGUGAAAGCAGCAGUGAUGUUUGGAGUGAUAAACACAAUAUCAAGACUGGAUCAUCUGGACCCUCCCAAACCACCAAAAUGCAUUACAAUGCUUUAUGUGUUCUCUGAGACACACUUUGAUCGAGGAAUAAAUGAUUUUCUCUGCAAGUAUGUUUAUAACUAUCUCGGUGGGAAGCAUGACAAUGUUUUGGAUGAGCUGAUAGCCUCUCUGUGCACGUUUGGCAUCACAGCGCUCUGGCUGGGACCAGGCUGGGUGGUUUUCAUCUGGGCUUUCUUAAACUGCUUUGGCCGUAAUUUUGAAUUGUGGACCGCCAAGUUCUUCACCAUGGAACCUUUUAUUUCUAUUGAGAUGGCGAUAUCAGAAUCUAUGUCACGCAGGAUCAGGGCUGUGUUUAAUACCUUCAACUUCUGGAAAAUUGUCCUUUACAAUGUCCUGGCCCUGAACAGUCUUGAAUUUGCCAACCUAGUUGCCAAGAGACUGUUACUGAAAGCCAGUAACAGAAGUUUGGUACAGAGACGGCUGGACUAG